Molecule: messenger RNA, 1318 nt
Organism: Chlorocebus sabaeus (green monkey)
Lineage: Eukaryota; Metazoa; Chordata; Mammalia; Primates; Cercopithecidae
Gene: OR6V1
Product: olfactory receptor family 6 subfamily V member 1
Biological process (GO): G protein-coupled receptor signaling pathway
Cellular component (GO): membrane
Molecular function (GO): olfactory receptor activity; G protein-coupled receptor activity
Source: RefSeq, a predicted model, not a curated record
CCUCAGCCUCCCAAAGUGCUGAGAUUACAGGCAUGAGCCACCAUCCCCAGCCUUCUCUCUUCUUAAUAAUGGCUUUCUAUGUCUUUCACUUCGCUGAUACCCUAACUCUGUUUCUCUAUGACUCUCCUAUUCCAUUUUGUUGUCUUUAUUGCUUUUUCUUUCUGCUCUUCUGUUUAUCACCUGCUGGCUACUUGCCUUUCUCUCUCUAUUCUCUGUCUCUGUCCCUGUUUCUUCUGUUUCAAGGUCUCUAUCUCUCUGUUUCUGCCUCUCCAUCUGUCUUUUGUUUCCCUUGCAUGCAGGGCCCUAGCCUGUGGAUCAUGGCAAAUUUGAGCCAGCCCUCCGAAUUUGUCCUCUCGGGCUUCUCCUCCUUUGGUGAGCUGCAGGCUCUUUUGUAUGGCCCCUUCCUCAUGCUUUAUCUUCUCGCCUUCAUCGGAAACACCAUCAUUAUAGUUAUGGUCAUAGCUGACACCCACCUACAUACACCCAUGUACUUCUUCCUGGCCAAUUUUUCCCUGCUGGAGAUCUUGGUAACCAUGACUGCAGUGCCCAGGAUGCUCUCAGACCUGCUGGUCCCCCACAAAGUCAUUACCUUCACUGGUUGCAUGGUCCAGUUCUACUUCUACUUUUCCCUGGGUUCCACCUCCUUCCUCAUCCUAACAGACAUGGCCCUUGACCGCUUUGUGGCCAUCUGCCACCCACUGCGCUAUGGCACUCUCAUGAGCCGGGUUGUGUGUGUCCAGCUGGCUGGGGCUGCCUGGUCAGCUCCUUUCCUAGCCAUGGUACCUACUGUCCUCUCCCGAGCUCAUCUUGAUUACUGCCAUGGCAACGUCAUUAACCACUUCUUCUGUGACAGUGCACCUCUCCUGCAGUUGUCCUGCUCUGACACUCGCCUAUUAGAAUUCUGGGACUUUCUGAUGGCCUUGGCCUUUGUCCUCAGCUCCUUCCUGGUGACCCUCAUCUCCUAUGGCUACAUAGUGACCACCGUGCUGCGGAUCCCCUCUGCCAGCAGCCGCCGGAAGACUUUCUCCACCUGCGGGUGUCACCUCACACUGGUCUUCAUUGGCUACAGUAGUACUAUCUUUCUGUAUGUCAGGCCUGGCAAAGCUCACUCUGUGCAAGUCAGGAAGGUCGUGGCCUUGGUGACUUCAGUUCUCACCCCCUUCCUCAAUCCCUUUAUCCUUACCUUCCGCAAUGAGACAGUUAAAACAGUGCUACAGGGGCAGAUGCAAAGGCUGAAAGGCCUUUGCAAGGCACAAUGAUGAGCCUGGGGCCCGGGGGGACCUGGCCUGCCUCCAUCGAGCAGUUCUGUGGGGAAGGA